Pogona vitticeps (central bearded dragon) is the source of this 12482-nucleotide messenger RNA. The record is from RefSeq and is a predicted model, not a curated record. NCBI's taxonomy places the organism in Eukaryota, Metazoa, Chordata, Lepidosauria, Squamata, Agamidae.
GGCAACCCCUUCCUCCUCCGUUGUUGCAGCCGCCCCGCGAGUCAACCCGCGGAAGCGAGGCCCGCGUAACCCAUCCCUGAGGCGGCAGCUCCACGCCGCUCAGGAGGGAAGAGGAGGCGGAGAAGAAGGAGGCGGAGGGGGUGGCAGGGACGUCACUUUUCCCGGCCCGCAUGUUUACGUGGAGACGAAGAUGGCGGCGCCGGUGCGUCGGUCGCGGAGUCUUCGGUCCGCGUAACGGGACUGCAAGACAGUCAGGCCCGGGGCUCAGCUUCCGUGUCGGCGCCUUGAGGGGGCGCGAGGGGGCCCUCGUCUUUAUUUUUUCGCCUGAAGCUUGUUAACGCUUUGGUCUCUCCUCGCAGGGGCCAUGGAGGACGAGGAGAGGAGGAAGAAGCUGGAGGCCGGUAAAGCCAAGCUCGCACAGUUUAGACAAAGGAAAGCACACUCUGAUGGGCAGCAUGCAUCCAAGAAGCAGAAAAAGAAGAAGAAGGCAUCAAACAGCAAAGAUGAAGAAUUAGUACAAGAAGGUCUGGACCUUGACCAGUCCCAAGAAGAUGCAUACUCACAUAGCUGUCAAAGAGGAGCAGCUGCUACUACUGACUUUGUUACAGCGAGGACUUUGCACAAUGAUGAAAUGAUCAAGCAUGAUCAAACAUAUGCUGCAGAACUAGAAAGUGAAAUUUCCACCACGGCAGAUGAUUACAGCUCAGAGGUAAAUGAUUGCAGCUUUUUGGCAAGAACAGAUGUGCCUGCAGACAUUACUAGGGAAGAAGAAUUUGGAUUUGGAGAGAAUUAUUCUGAGCAUGGGAUUCAGCAUUCUUUGACACGACUGGAGAUGAUGGAGAAUGAAUUGGUUGCAAAACAACAAGAGAUCGAAGAGCUAAACAGAGAGCUAGAAGAAAUGAGGGCAGCAUAUGGUACAGAAGGAUUGCAACAGCUACAAGAAUUUGAGGCUGCUAUCAAAAACAGAGAUGAUAUUAUCACACAGCUCACUGCUAAUCUGCAGCAAGCAAGGAAGGAAAAGGAUGAAACUAUGAGAGAAUUUUUGGAAUUGACAGAGCAGAGUCAAAAACUUCAGAUUCAAUUUCAACAUCUGCAGGCAAGUGAAGCUUUAAGGAACACUAGUCAUAGUAGCACAGCUGCUGAUUUACUCCAGGCCAAACAACAGAUUCUUGUAUAUCAACAACAACUAGAAGAUCAAGAGCAGCUUUUAAAGAAUUAUCAGAUGAAAAAUGAAGAAUUUAAACAGGAACUUUCCCUUUUGCAGCAGAAAAUCACUGACUUUGAGAUGGAAAAAUGUAGAGCUGAAGAAGAUUCCACUAAGAAGAAACUACAAGAAAAGGAAGCAAUUAUUGAGGAAUUAGAAGCAAAAAUUAUAGAAGAGGAAGAAAACAUAUUCAUUCUUCAGAAAAAAUUAUCAGCUGCGGAGAAAUUAUUAGAAGAAGUAAAAGAAGAGCUCUUUCAAAAGAAUCAAGAGGUACAUAAUGUAAAAGCAGAAUUGACCAGUUCUAAGCAGAAAGAAAGACAGAGUUCUGAUGAGAUAAAACAAUUAAUGGGAACUGUGGAAGAGCUGCAAAAGCAAUGUCACAAAGAUAAUCAAUAUGAAAAUGAUAUUGUACAAAGAAUGGAACUUGAAACACAAAGGAAACUUGCAAACCUCAGGGCAGAAUUGGAGGAAGUGCAUGGGCAGCAAAUUGUACAUAUCAAGCAAGAAUUAGUUAGAGAACAUACAAUUGAGAUUGAAAAACUUCUUGCCCAACAAAAAGCAGAUCUGGAGAGAACUUUGAAUUUACGUUCUGGUAAUACCAAUGAAGACCAAGUACACUUAAUGAAUAUUGCAAUUAAUGAAUUGAAUCUGAUGCUACAAGAUGCUAAUUACCAGAGAGAAAAGGUAAGGCAGGAUUUGUCCCAACAGCUUGAACUACUGUCCUCAGAAAAGUCUUCUUUGCAAAAUGAAGUUGAAGAUCUUCACCAAGAGCUGAACUUCACAAGAGAGCAGGUUCAGAAAGCCAAACAAACUAUAAAUGAAAAAGAUUCCAAGUUACGUGAAACAGAGACAUUACAAAUCACUGUUGAAGAUCUAAAGGCCCAACUUGCUACUGCUUCUGAAAUCAGGGAAGAAUUAGAAUUAAAACACGAAGCAGAAGUUACAAAUUAUAAAAUAAAACUUGAAAUGCUAGAAAGGGAAAAGGAUGCUGUUUUAGACAGGAUGGCUGAAUCUCAAGAAGCUGAACUAGAGAGACUAAGGACUCAACUUUUGUUCAGUCAUGAAGAAGAGCUAUCAAAACUUAGAGAUGAUUUACAACAAGAAUACAGAAUAAACAUUGAAAACCUUAAAGAGAAAAUGGUUAUGCAAACUAAACAGCAGUUAGAUUAUUUACGAGAUGAAAUGAAUAAAAAGUUAGGAGCUGUGCAAUUUGAAAAUGACAGCUUAAUAACAAAACAGGAUGAGCUAACAUUAGAAAUAUCCAGGUUAAAAGAUUUGCAUCAAUCGGUUGUAAAUUCCAAAUCUGAAGAAAUGAUGCUUCAAAUCCAUGAUCUCCAAAAAGAGAUAGAAGUUCUUAGACGGGAGGGAAAAGAAAAGGGUACACUUGAACAGGAAGUUCAGGAAUUGCAACUUAAAACAGAAUUAUUGGAAAAGCAAAUGAAAGAAAAAGAGGAUAGUCUUCAAGAAAAAUGUUCAUUGCUUGAAACACAAAAUAAUAUUCUUGUAGAUCUGGGGGAAAAAUUAAGGAAAUAUGCUGUUAAGAAUGUGGAAAUAAGUUUAACAUACACUGAUGGUGUUAGUGGCAUAUCAGAGGACUAUGAUUUACUAAAAACAAUAGAAAAUCUGAUAGCUGAACAUGAAAAGCUUAUAAAAGAAGAUGCUGAACAUAAAGAAGAGAUUGAGAGGAUAAAAGAUAGAUUUUCAUUUGCUGAGAGAAACCUUGAGCAUAAUUAUAAAGAACUCGAAGAAAAAUAUACUUCUUUAUUAAAACUAAAACUGGAUUUAGAAGAGAACAAGAACAAACAAGAAGCUGAAUACAAAGCCAAACUCCAGGCAUUGAUGGAAGUCCAGUAUUUUCAAGAAGAAAAACCAGUUGUGCUGAAAACUGAAAGCAAAGUUGCUCAAGGUAGAAAGGAGAAAAUCCUAAGAUCAGAAACAUUUGAUGUUGAAGACGUUGUAGAAAAAGAUACAACAGAACUUAUGGAAAAGCUUGAAGUUACUCAGCGUGAAAAACUAGAACUUUCAUCUAGACUUUCAGAUCUUUCGGAACAAUUAAAACUAAAGCAGAACCAAAUCUGUCAACUAAAUGAAGAAGUUGCAUCUCUAAAGCAAGAUAAAGAAUACAUUUCAGCUAAGUGUAAAGAACUAGAAAAUAUAGUUAACCUCAGGCUAGAAGAAAAUAUGAAUGGAUGUGAACCUAAAAUUAAAUAUUCCAAUGGGGAGUUAGAGAAGACGCCCUCCACAGUUUAUGAACUUGGAAAUUUUGUUCCUGAUUCACCCAAAGGAUUUGAUAGGGAAAUAAAAGAAAUAAAAGAGAAAUGUAUAUCAAGCCAAAGUUUGACUCAUCAAGUUUCAGUGGAAAAGGUAGCUCAACAAAAAUUAAAUUCAGAACCAGGACUCCUUUUGGAUGAUUUUCCAGUGAGUGAUGGAUUUGCGGAAGAAUCUUCAUAUGUAAGCCUUGUGCAAGAUGAAAACAAACUUCAGGAACAGCUAGAGAAACUGAAAACUGAACAGAAUGAUUUAAAACUUCAGAUGGAGGCGCAGAGAAUUUGUCUGUCUCUGGUUUACUCAGCUCAUGUGGACCAAGUACGUGAAUGCUUGGAAAAUGAAAAGGAGAAUGCUCUUUCUGCUCUUAAAGAAGAGCUCCAGUUCUGUCAUGCUCAACAACUGAGUGAGCUUAAGAACUCUCAGCAGGAUAUUCAUAUAAUUAAACAAAUAAAAACAGAUGAAGAAGACUCAUCUACAUGGGUGCAUUUAGAAAGGCUUAGCAAGACAGUAGCUGAGGAAUGUUCCAAGCUCACUCAGUAUCUGUUGAACAUGCCACUUGGAACUUUUCCAGCUGCUGUUAAAUAUGAUGUCAGUGAGACAGAAAAAUCUAGCUCUGUAUUAAUAUUAAGACCAGAAGCUCAAGUUUUGCAAGAAACACUGCAAAAUCUUCUGAGCAAGAUAAUGGAAGAGUACCAGAGGUUACUAGAUUAUCAUGCACAGAUUGUGAAAGACACAAAAAAGGGUGAAGAACAGUGGUCAACAUGUACAGACUAUUGUGGAAAACAAAAUGGCAGUCUUCCACAGAAUGUACCCAGUUUAUCCACACCAUCUCAGGAUCAUACAGAUAUUAAAGUUAGACCAACCUGUUGGGAAGACAUGGAGAACUUUAAAUCUCAACUUGAAGAACAACAUGCUCAAGAAGUGGAACGUCUCCGCUCAUAUUUUCAUGAGCAGUUGAGGGAAACUGAGGAGCGAUACACUGCAGAGAUACUUCACUUACAGAGUAGGCUCCAGGAUGACAACACAUCAUCAGAAUGUUUCAGUAUUUCUGUGGGAUCAGAUGUAAAUGAAGCUAAGGAGAAGGGAAAACAUGCUGAAAGUCAUCUUCAGCAAAGAGCUGUUAUGGCAACAGAGCUCUCUAAUGAAGGUGGCAUUAUAGAACUCCUGGAGAAACAGUACCAAGAAAAACUGUUACAAGAAAUAGCACAGGUGGUUGUAACCAUGAGCGUACAAUUUGCACAGCAGAAUGAACUUGAACGAAUUGCUAAUCUAAAGGAGAAAGAAAUGUCAGUGAUGGUACCAAUGCAAAUUGAACAGGAAAAUAAUUCCAGUAGAAGAGAAAUUUCUAUAGAAUUAGAUAGAGAUAGAAAUGAAAAGAGGGACGUGGCACAUGAAGAAUUCAAGUCUCUUAGUAGAGAGAUCAGUGAAGAGUAUGGUGAAACUUUGUCACUUGAAGGACAAAUUCAACUAGAUGUUAAGCCUACUGAGAUACUUAGUCUACGCAGUUUUGAUUCAAGCCUCGCAACAGGCUCUUCCUCAAAUGAUACUGAGCUUAUGCAAAACAGAUCUCUGGUUACAAGUGAUGUUUCAACCUCCAGCAUAGUAGCUCCAAGUCAGAUAUUGUUAUAUGAAGAACGUUUGGAAGAUAUGCGUCAAGAGCUUGUCCGUCAGUACCAAGAACAUCAGCAGGCAACAGAAAUGCUGAAACAGGGUCACAUGCAGCAAAUGGAAUGGCAGAAAGAAAAUCAAGAGCUUCUCCUUGCAGAACUUGAUAGACUUAAAGUACAAUUAGCAGAGAGUGUCACACUGGAUAAUGAAAACAUACUCACAGAAAGAGAACAGGUACUUUUAGAGGAACUAGAAUCACUGAAGAAGCAGCUAAUAUUUGGAAGAGAAAAGCUACCCUGUGAGCUGAAAGAGAAUAGUACUCAAACACAGGAUGAAAAUGCAUGUCAGACUGAACCCAAAGAUCAUAUCUCAGAAGGUGAAGAUGGAGGAGAAAAGAACGAAGAAAUUUCUCCAAAUACCCUUGGAAAAGAAAGAUGUGCCUUGCAGAAAGCCUAUAACAGACUGCUGAAGAUUCUGCUGGAGAUUGUGAAAACUACUGCAGCUGUAGAAGAAACCAUUGGCCGCCAUGUUGUGGGACUUCUAGAUCGGUCAUCAAAAUGUCAGUUACCUUUUAAAAGUCUCACGUGGGAGGGAAGGACAGAGGAUCCAAUGAAACCAAACGUUCAUGUGGAGUAUGAAGCAGAAAAGUCAUUGUCUUCGUAUCAUGGCAGAGCUCUUGAAGGUAAUGAUGACCAUAGCAUGUGGUCAGAAGUCACAGAUGAAGGCUUGGAACUCACCCAGUACCUUGGAGUGGAAAUAGACUCAAAAAAUGAAGAGAUAGUUCUAAAUAUCAGCUCACGACUUCAAGCAGCUGUUGAAAAACUCCUGGAAACCAUCAAUGAAACCACUAAUCAGCUUGAACAUGCUAAAGUGACACAGACAGAGUUGAUGCGGGAAUCCUUUAAGCAGGAACAAGAAAUUGCUGAGUUACUCAAAUGUCAGGAAGAAUUACAAGAACGAUUCGAGGAAGAGGUUAAAGCUAGAGAGCAAUUGGCUUUGGAGCUCAGCAAAGCAGAGAAUCUUAUUGAUGGCUAUGCAGAUGAAAAAUCACUUCUGGAGAAGCAAAUCCAGGAAAAAAUAGAUGCAAUAGACCAUCUUGAGCAAGAGCUACUUUGUACAGGUAACAAAUUGCAGGAACUAGAAGCUGAGAGGCAACAGCUUCAAGAAGAGAAGGAGUUAUUCUUCAGACAAAAGGAUGCUAUGAAAGCUGAUGCAGGACCAAUAGAACAACAAUUGUUGGCAGAGACAGAAAAGCUAAUGAAAGAAAAAAUAGAAGUGCAGCGACAGGCUGAAAAAGAAUAUGACUACCUUCAAAAGCAAGUGAAAGUACUGGAAACUGAUAUAGAGGAGCAGGUCAACCGGUUCUUGGAACUAGAGCAAGAAAAAAAUGCAGAGUUAAUGGAUCUAAGACAGCAAAAUCAAGCUCUGGAGAAACAGCUUGAAAAAACAAAAAAAUUCCUAGAUGAACAGGCAAUUGAUAGGGAGCAUGAAAGAGAUGUGUUCCAGCAAGAAAUACAGAAGCUUGAGCAACAGCUUAAGAUUCCCCAGCGACUUCAGCCAGUCAAUGAACACCAAAACCGAGAAGUUGAGCAGUUAACGAAUCAUCUCAAAGAAAAAACAGACAAAUGCAGUGAGCUUUUGCUCUCUAAGGAGCAGCUUCAGAGAGAUGUACAAGAACGGAAUGAAGAAAUAGAGAAAUUAGAGUGCAGAAUCAGAGAACUGGAACAAGCUUUAAUGAUCAGUGCAGACAGUUUGCAAAAGGUGGAGGAAAGGAAGCAGUUUGGCUCUGCAACAAAAAGGGGACAAUUGCCCCUAGAAGCACAAUUACAGGCUGAGCAAGAGGCAGUAGACAGAAAAGAGAAAGAGAUCAUAAAUCUUGAAGAACAAUUAGAACAGUUCCGUGAGGAAUUAGAAAACAAAAAUGAAGAAGUACAGCAGUUGCACAUGCAAUUAGAAAUUCAGCGGAAAGAGUCUGCUACACGGCAACACGAACUUGAGCAAGAGAAUAAAUUGUUCAAGGAGGAUAUGGAAAAAUUGCGACUAGCUAUCCAGACUCCUGAAGAUACCACUAUAAAAAGUCAUCAUCCAGUUGCUGGAACAUUUAUACAGAUCAUACAGCAAAGGGAACAGCAGAUAAAUGAACUCCAUGAACAAAUUUCAAAACUGCAGCAGCAACUUGAAACUGCAACAGAUAACAAAGUGAUUGAGGAAAAGAAUGAGUACAUAAUUGAACUGGAAGCCCAAAUAGAAUACUUAAAGAGUGACCAAGAACGUGUAAAGCAGAACUGUCAGCAAGAAAUAGAGGAGCUGAAUGAAGUUAUAGAAACACUCCAGAAGGAAUUGACAAAUAUUGGGCACAAGACAUUAGACAUCUCAUUGACUCAGGAGGAUGCUGAUAAUAUAAAACAUCAGCUUGAGGUAGUGUUGGCAGAGAAAGAAGCUUUGAUGAAGCAAGUGGAAAAUAAUGAUGUAGAGUUAUCUUUUAUGAAGAAUGAACUUAAGGAAACAAAAUUAAAGAUAAGUACCUUAGAGAAAGAACUAAAUGCACUAAAAGAGGAACAAGAAAGAAUGGAACAAGAACAUGAAAACAUGCAGAUGAAAAGUGGUAUGUCAGAAGGAGGAGCAGCAAUCAAAGAAAAAAAUGAAAAUCUGGAAGCUAUAAAUCAAGAAAAAAGUGAAAUACCCUCUGGGUAUGUGGGUGAAAAAACCAGAGAGUCUUCUAGCAAGACAGACACAAAGAUGCAAUUGCUUCAAAAAUCUCUUAACGAAAAGAAUUCAGAGUUAAAGCACUGUUACAGUCAGCUCAAAGAUUUAAAAGAGCAAUCACAGGCUACAUCAGAAGUGUUUAAGCAAAGAAUUAAAGAGCUAGAAGAAACACUUAAGCAAAAGGUUCUUGAUGCCCAUGUAAAUCAAACUCAUCUGAAUGUGAUUGGGGAGCAAAGUCAGGGUUUCCAAGGAAUGCAGGCAGUUUCAGGAGAUGCCAAGGAAGCUAAAGUAAAUAGCACAGCAGAAGAUGUAACAUCCAGAUUAUCAGAGUUAUUGAAAAGACUUUCUGAGGUGGAGAGUCAGUUGGCAUGUGCUCAGACCAACCUGCAAAUAGAAAAAUCAAAAGUGGAAAUUGCACAGAAAGAAGCAGAGGAAAAGGAGGAGAGACUUACUGAACUUAAGCACCUUCUGUCAGAAGCAGAAGAAAAGCACAACAAGGAGAAAGCACAGAAUUUUGAGGAAAGAGAAACACAAUCCACUGAGGUGGGGAUAGAACUGAGUGAAAACAAGCAAAGAAAUGAACUGACUCCUGAUCCUGAACUGGAGAGAGUCAAAGCUGAGUCUGCUGCUGCUAAGGAAGAACUUAAUAGUUACAAAGAGAAAAUAGAGAAGCUUGAAGAGCAAUUAAGAGUAAAAGAAACAAGUCUGCUUCGCCUUCAAGAAGAAUUUAGAGAAAUGAAAGAUAAACUGGCACAAACAGAAGAGAAAAUUGCAGAUCAUGUGAGAAGAGAAGAGAGCAUUGAAAAAUCAGAGAGAAUGUGUACCAACAGAAUAAAUGCAUCAUGUCAGACUGACAAAGCACUGCACAUCAAUAGUUGCAACCAAACUUCACAGCUCCUUGUUAAAAAUGAAGGAAUUCAGAUUAAUUUACAGAAUGGGUGUUCUUCUGAGGAAGUUGCAGAAAUCAUAAGAGAGUUCAGUGAAAAAAUAGAUCAAAUGCAAGAACUCCAUGCUGCUGAAAUAAUGGAUAUGGAGUCACGGCAUAUUGCAGAAUCAGAUGCACUGAAAAGAGAGCAAUUUCUUACAGUGCAAGAACUAACUGAAGAAUGUAAUUCUUUGAAGGAUGCUAUAGAAGCACUAAGAGAUAAAGAGGGAAUGCCUGGUGUAAUACAAUCUGCAUCUUCUAAUGCCAGAGAUGGGUGCUCUAGUGAUUCAAGUUCAGAUUGGAGCCAAGGAGCGUAUCAUGCACCAAACCAAGGAUCGGAUACUGUAUCAGAAGAACUAGGAGAUGAAGGUGAAGCAUCAACAGAAUUUCUUCCGAAGAAAAUAAAGGGAUUGCUAAGAGCUAUUCAUCAUGAAGGUGUACAGGUGUUGUCUCUCACACAAUAUCCCUACAAUGAAACCGAUGCACUCUCUCUUAAACAAGGGACAGAAUCAUGGCUGGAAGAACGUAAGGCUUUCUUGAGCAUUGUUGCAUCUUUGAAGAAUUUAAUUGCAAAAAUGCAAAUUCACAGAGAUACGGAGUUUUAUGAGGGUUCAGAAGCUUCUGUCCCAGACUGGCGAACUGAACUUUUGUAUGCCAUUCAGCAAGUCUUCCAGAAUGAAAAAGAUGUUCUUCUGGCAGCCUUUCAAACUGAAAUGUUUGAAGCAGGUGUUAGGGAUGUAAUGGGACUAAUAGAACACCUGGAAAAGAGGCUUCAAGAGCAGGGUAAAUAUCAGAAAAUAGCUGUGGAGUGCAUUCAGAAUGCAGACAGAAGAAGUUUGUUAAUGGAAAUCAAUCUAUUACGCACUCAGUUAAACAACAGCAGAACUGAUCCAAAGGGUGAGCUGGAAACUGAGCCAAAAUGUCAAGAAUUGAUGGGGUACAACAUGGAGAUGCAAAUAGAGCUCAGUAAUACAAAGGAGAAAGCAGUUGAACUUCAGGAACAGCUAAAUUCUGAGAGAAUGAUGGUUGCAGAACUGAAGAAUGAACUUGGCCAAAUGAAGCUAGAACUGGAAACAACUCUGAAAGCACAACAUAAACACUUAAGAGAUCUAGAAGCCAUCAGAAAUGAACUAAAGGGAAAAGCAGCUGAACUUGAUAUACUAAAGGACACAGUGGCAAGUGAGCAAAAGAAAUCCAGAGAACUUCAGUGGGCAUUGGAGAAGGAGAAGACUAAGGUAGAACGCAGUGAAGAAAGAGGAAAAGAAGAACUUGAGGAUUUGAAAUAUGCUCUUGAAACGGAACAACAGAAAGUUAAAGAGCUGAGCAAUCUUUUGGAGCUUGAAAGAGAGCUGUCCAAUGAUUUGCAAAAGAAGAUUGAGUCCCAAGAAGCCCUGAAUGCAGCCCAGCUGUCACAGGAGCGCAGCUGCAACUCUGAGCUUCAGGUGCUCCUUGAAUCGGAAAGAUACAGAGUUCUGGAAGUAAGCAGUGCACUAGAAAGAGAGAAAGAACUGUGUGCUCAACUUCAGACAGCUGAACAGAAAAUACAGGACGGAACUCUCACAACAGCUGAAGAAUUACUCCGGGAGCUGCAAAAGCAACUGGAUGAAAAACAUGACCGUAUUGUCUCCUUAGUUAGUGAAACAGAGAGAUAUAAAUUGGAAUCUGUGCAAUUAAAACAAGAAAUGGAGAAGGAGAGGCAGAUUCAGAGGAAGACUCUACAGACAGAACAAGAUGCUAAUAUCCUGGCACAGAAGAAAGUUCAUGAACUGGAGUCCAAGGUAGAAGAUCUUCAGUGGCAGCUUGGAGAACAGAGACGACAAGUUCACCAGCUGCAAUGCGAGGGCAAAAAAUGGCAAGAAAUGGUCCAGGAACUACAGCAAAAGGACCAAGUAAAAGAGGAGAAUACUGCCUGUAAGAAUCUGAACGAGAAUACAUGGGAUGCAUCUAAUGAGCGAACAAGAAAAUGGGUUUUCCAGCAGAAAAUGGGAGGAGCUGAGCCAACAGAACUGUCUUACUCUGCCCUAAUUGGCAUGGGAGGAGGAGGAGGAGAUUCUACCAAAGAAUACCAAGAUUUUCAGAUGAUUAGACAGAAGCUGAAAAAUGCUUCUUCCAAGCUGAAACAGCUAGCUAACAAAGCUGCCUGCAGAUUACCAUUUGAACAACCAGAUGAUGAAGACUUUGUUCGGAUACAAAAUAACAUUGAAGAAGUUCUUGUACAGCUGCAAACACUAUCUAGUUUGCCCAGUUUGGAAACAGAGAUGAAUUCAGAUUUGACAUCCUCUGCUUCAUUGACUGGAAGAUUACUUAAGCAGAAUGCUGAACUGACAGGGUUGGUCAGCAGACUGAGUGAAGAAAAGAACAAUUUAAGAAAUGCAGUCAUGAAACUUGAGGAAGAACUUAGAAGAUGCCAGCAGAGAGGACCCUGUGGAGACUCUACUUUCAGACUGUCACCACACAAUGGAGGAAACAUUGAUGAGCUCAUUGCUUCUGAAAGAGAGAUCUGGAACAAAGAGAAACUAAAUCUGCAACACUCUCUAAAGCAAGCUGAGGCAGAGCUGAGCAAGCUGAGGGCAGAAUUAAGGAAUGAAGCUUUUCUGAGAGAAUUGGGAUCAGAUUCAGAAAAUGCUGCUUUAAAGAGAAUUUAUGGCAGAUAUUUGAGAGCAGAGAGCUUUCGUAAAGCCCUGAUAUAUCAGAAGAAAUACCUGCUGCUCUUACUGGGUGGCUUUCAGGAGUGUGAAGAAGCUACCUUAUCUCUUAUUGCAAGAAUGGGUGGGCAGCCUUCCUAUACAGAUCUAGAGGUUAUUACACACCGUUCAAAAGGUUUUACACGGUUUCGCUCAGCAGUUCGAGUGCUAAUUGCAAUUUCAAGAAUGAAAUUCCUGGUUCAUCGGUGGCAUCGGGUUACUGGUUAUAAUUUGAUAGGUAUCAGCAGAGACAGUUUUGGCCACAAUACAGGUAAUGAACUACGGCCUGAUUCAUUAUCUGGAGGCCUGGAGUUCUAUGGAGAACACAGACAGUCUUCAUACAGAUCAAGGUCAGAGCUGGAAUCUCUCAGGUCUCCUCUAUGUUUUCAACCGAGGUUCCAAGGAAUCCACAGUGAUUUAAGCCCAGUCUCCCUUGCAUGCUCUCAGCUGCAGAAUUACGAUCCUGACAGGGCUUUAACAGAUUAUAUUAAUCGUUUGGAAGCUCUACAGAGGCGACUUGGCAGUGUACAGUCAGCUUCUGUUCCAUUCACUCAACUACACUCUGUUAUCAGAAGAUAAUCCUUGCAACAUUUUCAUCACUGGUACUGACAUUGAAUGAAAUGCCUUCUGCAAAUCUGUGCUGCUGCUGCUGCGUGCUUUCUUUAUAUAAUACAUAUUUGUUGUGGGACCAACAUGAACACAGUUCAACAACUGUUCGCAGUUCACAUUGCUGGCACUUCUACAGACUGGAACUAAUGUAUAUAGGCACUUUUUGUGGUCAUUUGACAUUGAUAAUUACGUUUCAUGUGUAUUUGUGGAAUGCUAAUUUAAAUUAUUGAAGUGUGUAUUUAUCAGAUGGGUGAGAGGAUGAAAUCUUUAUGUUCUGAGGUUGCUGAAUGUGUAGUUCCAAGUGCACACCUUUUCUGACAAUGCAAAGUGAAGGACUUUUCAUGAUUUUACUCUAUUUGCUACUGGUACCGCAGAGAGAAAUAUCACUUGUAGAGACCUAUUUUUGUAAAGGUAGAAGUUUUGAAUUUUAUGGGUAUUUUGUCAAAGUACUGAAAUAAAGAUGAUUUCAUCCUUUUAA